AUGAAAUUCGGACUUCAUGCCCUGACUGCGGCCACGGUGCUUGCUGCUUCAGGCCUUGCCACUUUGACGCCGCGCGCAGCAAACAAGAAUGUUUUGCCUGCCAGCCAUGGUUACAUCAUUGAGCUAGAACCCAACGCUUCCAUCAACGGUCGAGGCCUGGAAGGGGAUGAUGUUGACGUGCACUCUGCAUUCCACCGCCGAGCUCAGGAUGUGCUGGACUAUUCCGUGAGGCACGAAUUCAAGGACCCAGAAUACUUUUACGGACUCUCCAUCAACGCAAAAGAAGACACCGACAUUACCACUUUACUCGCAUUACCGCAAGUCAAGCAAGUCUGGCCCAAUCGCUAUUAUGAGCGCCCCGCUCCUGUUGUUUCGGGACGAUCGCCCAAGGCUCCCAGUGAUUCCGUUCCUGUUGGUAUCAAACCUAUUCAUCUGAGAGAGACAGCAAAGGUUGCCACUAUCAACGGAACGAGCGAUGUUCUUUCCAGUUUAAAGAUGACCGGUGCCGACAAAGUCCACGCUCAAGGCUUCACUGGAAAAGGCAUCAAAAUCGGAUUCUUGGACACCGGAGUUGACUACCGCCACCCUGCUCUUGGAGGUGGUUUCGGGGAGGGCUUCAAAGUCGCUGGAGGCUAUGACUUUGUUGGAGACGACUUUGCAGGCUGGAAUGACCCUGUACCAGACGGCAACCCGUUGACAGUCUGCCUUGACGGAGGCCAUGGAACACAUGUUGCUGGAAUUAUUGCUGCAAGAGACCCCGCCGACACUGGGUUUGGUAUUGUUGGAGUCGCACCAGAUGCAACCUUGUACGCUUAUCGCGUCCUGGGUUGCACUGGAGGUGUAACUGACGACAUCCUUAUGCAAGGUUUUCAAAAGGCGGCAAGCGACGGCGUCGACCUCAUCAGUAUGUCGAUUGGUGAGACUGCCGUCUGGGAGACAGGUUCACCUUAUGUUCCCCUUCUUGCCAAGAUCCAAUCUCAGGGCAUUGGUUUGAUCAUCGCUGCUGGAAAUGAAGGUGACCAAGGCAUUUACCUGUCUUCUGCCCCUGCACAAGAUGCUAGUGUUAUCUCAGUCGGCUCUGUUGGAAACACGGUUUUCACAACAGUGUAUAACGCUGUUGGUUCAGAUGGAUCCACGAUUGAGUAUGGCCGCAUUGUUCCCGUGGACGCCUCGGCUCGUUAUAAUGUCUUCUAUGGAGACGAUGAUGACGGAAAUUGCGUCGACCAGGCAUGGACCGACGCAGCUGCGUCUUUCCCGGACAAGGAUCGGCUGAUUGCUUUAAUAAGCUCAAGCAGCAGCUGUGUCUAUAACCUUGAUGUCCUCACCAACUCGACUGGUAUCAAAAACGUUUGGGAAUGGAUGCCUGACACUGCGGACUUGGAGAUUGACUCCCCUGGAGCCAACGGAGACGUUGACGUCGUGAGACUGAGAAAGUCCCAGUCUGAUAAGAUAUUGGCAGGUAUUGCAAAAGAGGGCAGGAAUUUCACAUUGACUUUUGAAGAUCAAACGGUCCAUGAAAUUCAGCAACCCACUGGUAACACCACAUCGUGGUUUUCGACUUUCGGACCAACUUUGGAGAUGUCGCUGAAACCUCAGGUCUCAGCGCCCGGUGGAUCCAUCCUCAGUACUUGGGUUACCUCGAAUGGAUGGGGAUACGCCCUCAUCUCCGGCACAUCAAUGGCAACGCCUCACAUUGCUGGAUGCUAUGCUCUCAUCAAGCAGAAAUAUCCCAGUCUGUCACCUAAGGAAAUUGCCCGCCGUCUGCAGUCUUCGGCAACUCCACUGAAAGAGUACAAAGGAAACGGUUUGUUAACAACGGUGGCCCAACAAGGAUCCGGUCUUGUCAAUAUCCUGAAGGCUCUUACGUCUGAGACUGUCUUUUCACAGACGGAAUUCAAUCUUCAUGACACACCCAACCCUGCCAAGCAGAAUUUCACAAUUGAGAACAAGUCGUCCAGCUCCAAGACAUACUCAAUUGGCCACAAGGGAGCAGCAGAGGUCAAUGCUCUGCCUCUUGUGAAAAGCCUCGAUGCCAAUGAUAUGUUCUACUGGAACCCCAAUUCAAACGCUGUCUAUGCCGACGUGGUGUUCUCCUCUGAGUCGCUUACGAUUCCUGCAGGUGGCAAGGCAACUGUAGAAUUCACGGUCACUCCACCUAGUCUUGAUUCAACUCUGUUGCCUGUAUACAGCGGGCAUAUCACCGUAAACGACGGCAGCGACGAAUUUGACCUUCCAUACCUCGGCAUUCCAUACACUCGAAACAGUGCGUCUAACAUAUACACGGGUAACGUCAAAAACCUUGAUGCUCGGCUUAAUCCUCCUGUGGGGGUUUCUCCCCUUCCGUUUUUAACUGCCGGUGACACUGGCACUCGCAACAUCGACAAGAUGGAAUUCACCUUUCCCGCCAAGAAGGUUGGAGAGAACCAAACUCAACCUGCGGACAACGAUCCGAACUUUGUCUUUUUCAUUGAUCAACCUUCUGCAUAUGUCCGUCUGGAUGCCGUGCCCGUUGACCUGGCGUCCAACCCUGCCUACAACUUCACACCCUCGACUUUAGGCUAUAUUCCCAGGGAACUUUCGAACUCGACUGGUUUUGCUAACACCACUACAAUUCACCCGCCUCUAGACCUUGACUCUUUGGACAACUUUGCAGGAGUUAAGAGCUACGGUUUGGUCGCCUCCUUGUACGGAGGUGAUAAGCCAAAGUACACCAACUCUAUCAACUUCCGUGGUUACAGUCUCUACAGCGUUGAGUGGACGUGGGCAGAAGUUGAACUUGCUAACGGCACUUUGUAUUCACUGCCGAACGCGGAUUACCGUGUGCUUAUUCGAGCGCUUAGAUGGGGAGGAGAUAUCCACGAUUCGAGCAACUACGACAGCUGGCUGAGUCCUAUUAUCACGGUUAACAUCACCGACCCUGGUUACCCCAACCCUUGGCAUUCGAUUUAA
Messenger RNA from Colletotrichum truncatum, 2949 nucleotides. RefSeq names its product subtilisin-like protease. Gene Ontology annotation, molecular function: serine-type endopeptidase activity. Gene Ontology annotation, biological process: proteolysis. The record is from RefSeq and is a predicted model, not a curated record. Gene Ontology annotation, cellular component: membrane; cell wall. Lineage: Eukaryota; Fungi; Ascomycota; Sordariomycetes; Glomerellales; Glomerellaceae.